AUGGCUGAGGUCGCCCACGCGACACCUCUGCCGAUAGGCGCAUCUGAAACUCCAGCAGAAACAGCAGAGCGAGCAGCACAGGAAGUGAAGCGAUCAGCGAAGAGAACGCGCGAAGUCUUCGCAGCAGACUUUGCACAGCCUGCGGCUCUGCUCAAGCCUCCACAACCAGCAGUCGCACCCCAAGACCCGUCGCCUUACGAACGAGCACAGAAAGCCAGUGUCGCAGCACGGAUACGAAGCGAAUAUGCAGAUGUCAAGGAGUUGCCUGCUGCGCUAGCACAGAAACAGGCCAAUGCGGCGGCAGGACUAGCAGCGAGGAGGAAGAAGCCCAAGACGGAGGAGCAGGCGAGUGACCCACAGAUGGCCAAGAUGAUUGAGGAUGCGUCCACGUCGAGGCAACAACAAGCGCAGACCAACGGCACAUCCAUGGCACUCACGAGGAUAAAAGGCUCAGCUGCUGAGAAACUCCCGCCAAAUGCCAACGGCCCUACACCGCAGCGAAACACACACUCUACGAGCUUGGUUCGGAGAGAUACUGUAAGACAGCAAAAGCCAGAAUGGCAUCCGCCUUGGAAGCUUUUUCGUGUCAUUUCUGGGCAUUUGGGUUGGGUGCGUUCACUUGCGAUGGAGCCUGGGAACGAGUGGUUUGCAUCAGGUGCUGGAGACCGAACUAUCAAGAUCUGGGAUCUGGCAACCGGCACUCUCAAACUCACUCUCACAGGUCACAUCUCUUCUGUACGAGGACUUGCCGUCAGCCCUCGACAUCCAUACCUUUUCAGCUGCGGUGAGGAUAAGAUGGUCAAGUGCUGGGAUCUUGAAACAAACAAGGUCAUUCGACACUACCAUGGCCACUUGUCAGGCGUUUACACUUUGAGCUUGCAUCCAACCCUGGAUGUGCUGUGUACCGGAGGACGAGACGGUGUGGUGCGAGUCUGGGACAUGCGAACCCGAUCGAAUAUUCAUGUGUUGUCAGGACACAAGCAGACUGUCUCCAGCAUCGUCACCCAAGCUACAGAUCCACAGGUCAUCUCCAGCAGUCUGGAUAGCACCGUACGCAUGUACGAUCUCGCUGCGGGCAAGACCAUGGGCGUACUCACUCAUCACAAGAAGGGCGUGCGGUCUCUCGUGACGCAUCCCACGGAGUACACCUUCGCAUCGGCUUCACCAGGACAGAUCAAGCAAUGGCUUUGCCCUAAGGGAGAGUUCAUGAUGAACUUUGAAGGCCACAACAGCGUCAUCAACUCGCUCGCCGUUAACGAAGAGAACGUGCUGUUCAGUGGUGGUGACAACGGCAGCGUAGCAUUCUGGGACUGGAAGACUGGCCACAGAUUUCAGUACGAGGACAGCGUCGCGCAGCCAGGUUCUCUAGAUGCGGAAGCUGGCAUCAUGACCAGCACCUUCGAUAUGACUGGUCUGCGAUUGAUCACAGGAGAGGCGGAUAAGACGAUCAAGGUGUGGAAGCAGGAUGAGAAUGCCACGGAGGAGACACAUCCUCUCGACUGGCGGCCUACGCUAGGCAGACAGAAAUUUUGA
Messenger RNA from Zasmidium cellare ATCC 36951, 1533 nucleotides. RefSeq lists its product as uncharacterized. The record is from RefSeq and is a predicted model, not a curated record. Gene Ontology annotation, molecular function: protein binding. Gene Ontology annotation, cellular component: Prp19 complex; precatalytic spliceosome; catalytic step 2 spliceosome. Gene Ontology annotation, biological process: mRNA splicing, via spliceosome. The transcript has a single exon. Bases 1 to 1533 code for a protein of 510 amino acids. Lineage: Eukaryota; Fungi; Ascomycota; Dothideomycetes; Mycosphaerellales; Mycosphaerellaceae.